AUCGAAAAAUGCUACGAGCACUCAUGCGGCGAGAGAGGAAAGUCAAAAAACCAUGGAAGUAACAGUGGGAAAAAUAAAAAAAUAUAUCCACCCGAUAGGGAGGAAAUAGGAAGAGCAUCCUGGCUAGUCCUACACACCAUGGCAGCAAACUACCCCAGCGAACCAACGGAGCAAGACAAAAAAAAGCAUUUCGAUUUUUUCGACUCCUUUUCCAAU
This is a messenger RNA of Plasmodium cynomolgi strain B, 216 nucleotides long. RefSeq names its product human hepatopoietin-like protein putative. Gene Ontology annotation, molecular function: flavin-dependent sulfhydryl oxidase activity; flavin adenine dinucleotide binding. The transcript has a single exon. The annotation marks the transcript as partial. The record is from RefSeq and is a predicted model, not a curated record. Lineage: Eukaryota; Apicomplexa; Aconoidasida; Haemosporida; Plasmodiidae. Gene Ontology annotation, cellular component: mitochondrion.